Uncinocarpus reesii 1704 is the source of this 1272-nucleotide messenger RNA. RefSeq lists its product as uncharacterized. The transcript has 3 exons. NCBI's taxonomy places the organism in Eukaryota, Fungi, Ascomycota, Eurotiomycetes, Onygenales, Onygenaceae. Gene Ontology annotation, molecular function: ubiquitin-ubiquitin ligase activity; peptidyl-prolyl cis-trans isomerase activity. Bases 1 to 1272 code for a protein of 423 amino acids. The record is from RefSeq and is a predicted model, not a curated record. Gene Ontology annotation, cellular component: catalytic step 2 spliceosome. Gene Ontology annotation, biological process: protein polyubiquitination; protein peptidyl-prolyl isomerization; protein folding.
AUGAAUCCGGAUCCCACAAAACGAAGGGAAAUGAAGAUGGCCGUGUUUGUUAUCAGUGCAAAACGAAAAGGAUGGGCAAGGAUCACCCACUCCGAAUGGGCAUCUGAAGAUUCCUUUUCCGCCAGCGUCGGUGCUGGAGCCGCAAAGUCCAAAAAUGCAGCCGCCCACGCCUCGUUCAAGCGAUUACCGUUCAACUUUUGCUCGUUGUCUCUCCAGCCGUUCUCACACCCCGUCUGUACUUCGGCCGGUAUAAUCUUCGACCUGACACAUAUCCUUCCUUGGCUGAAGAAACAUGGUACAAAUCCGGUGAAUGGGGAACCGCUGAAAAGCUCCGAUUUGAUCAAACUGAAUUUCGCAAAGAACGAUGCUGGCGAAUACGUUGAUCCGGUCACCUUCAAAGUGUUUACGGAUAACACGCACAUCGUUGCGCUCAAACCGACGGGGAAUGUAUUUGCUUGGGAUACGGUGGAGAAGCUCAAUAUCAAGGAGAAAAUGUGGAGAGAUCUGGUUUCGGAUCAAGAAUUUACAAGAAAGGAUAUCAUCACACUGCAAGAUCCGCAAAAUAUUGAAUCGAGAAAUCUUAACUCGUUUAAAUACUUGAAAGAUGGGGAGAAUGCGCAGCAAGGGGAGCAAGGCGGCAGCCUCAAUCUUGAAGCUAUGGGGAGUUCGGCGAAGAUCCUAAGAGCAAAAGAGGCGGUUGCAAAAGCUCGGGCAGAACGGGAGCAAAAGAACGGUUCGACAGCGAUCUCUCAGCCAAAAGGAAGAGGCUCUGGCGUGACAAAGUCCGGUACAGCGAACGUCUCUAAAACUAUUGGAAAGCAAACUCCAUUUAAUGCUGCUAGACAUACCACCGGUUUGGCAGCAGCAUCAUUCACAAGCACUGGAUUGACGCCCCACACCUCCGCAGACCUUGCGCUUCUCACAGACGAACAGUAUAUGCUGAAGCGCGGCAGGGUGAAGAUAAAAGGCUAUGCGCGUAUUUCGACGAACCUAGGAGACCUCAACCUGGAACUCCGCACUGAACACGCUCCAAAGGCAGUAUGGAACUUCAUUCAAUUGGCCAAAAAGGGAUACUACAAGGGUGUCAUAUUCCAUCGCAACAUCAAAGGCUUCAUGAUUCAAGGCGGCGACCCAACAGGAACUGGAAGAGGGGGCGAGAGUAUCUGGGGCAAAAACUUCGCUGAUGAGACCAUUGGACCACUAAAACACGACUCGAGAGGGACACUGAGCAUGGCGAACAAAGGGAAAGAUACAAACAGUAGCCAAUUGUGA